Melampsora larici-populina 98AG31 is the source of this 1965-nucleotide messenger RNA. RefSeq lists its product as uncharacterized. NCBI's taxonomy places the organism in Eukaryota, Fungi, Basidiomycota, Pucciniomycetes, Pucciniales, Melampsoraceae. Gene Ontology annotation, cellular component: NatC complex. The record is from RefSeq and is a predicted model, not a curated record. Gene Ontology annotation, biological process: N-terminal peptidyl-methionine acetylation. The transcript has 15 exons. The coding region runs from base 1 to 1965 and encodes 654 amino acids.
AUGGUUUGGAGUGGUAACGUCCUCAUGAGGUCGUCUAUUGGUACCGGUGCUCGGGAUCUCGAAUGGUCGAUGAAUUCCGAUGGACAAACAGGAGGCCGAUCCGGAUGGGCCUUGGCUCGACAUCACGUCUGUGUUCAUCGAUGGCGCACACCGUACAAACUCGGCAAGGAUGAAGUUUUGAUCAGCUCUGAGUUAUCCGUAAUUGAUAUCAUAUCUGCUAUUCGGAUUAUGGAUCACAGAAUGGAUAUGGGAAUGGGCUUGAGUCCACAGGACGAGCUGAAAUUCGAUCCCAAGCAAUCCCUCACUCCAACUGAAGUGAUCACCAUCUUGGAUCUUUCUCUGGCAUGCGAAUUUGCUUGGCACACUGGACAUGCGCUUUCACAAACAUUAUUAGUGUCAAGUUAUCUUCAACAUCUUGACUCCCUGGACAGUCACCCUCAAGACUUGGUCAGGAAAGUCAUGCGAGCUGCCUUGGUGGGUACAAUGAAGUGUUGUGCGAUCGUCUGGAAUGAAAUAGUCAAGGGUCAUCUGCAUGAGGUGUUGACCGAUUUGGACACCGCUCAUCGCGAAUUAGAUUCUUGCUUAGAUGACAUGAAAGGAUUUCGCGAAGCGCUCAUGGAACGUCUUCGAUUUCGAAUUUCUUCUUUCGAUCUCAACGCUAGUCGACAUAUGUCAUCUAAUGCACCUCCGAGACCUAUUCAGUUUUGUAGUACUUUUGAUGAAGUAAACGAAAGGUGGAUUGGUUUGAUUGAUGGGUUGAUUGAGGCAUUAGAUAUAGUUCAUGGCAAUUCUAUCUCAGAAUGGCUGUUUUAUCUUGGUACGAUUUCAAGGAAAAGAGAAACUGCUUUACCUUUGGUGCGGUCAACGCUAAUGUCCGUUUUUCAAGAGGGUAACACAAUUGCAUUCGACCCACAGAAGAAUUUACAAUGGCUCUCACGACAAUGUUUGUCCGAGUUUACAAACCAUCGUAUCACAAUCCAAUCUGAUGAACCGAAUACUCGAUAUAUUCUGAGUAGAUUAUCAGGAUUGCUUGUGAACCAUUUGACUAGCUUUAGUGCUAAUCGUCCUAGAGCUCGACGUAUACUUUGUAAUUCUUUGAAACAAUGGCUAUCCUUAUAUGAUGCGACAUUUAUAACGAGAAUGGAGAUCUCAGAAUCCGAAUUGAAAUCAUUGAGAGCUUUGAUUUAUUACUUUUCACUUAGGUCUAGCUUAUCUACAUUUCUAAUGGGAUUCGAUCUAGAACUCUUUAUGGGUGAAGAAGAACGUAUUUCGAUGUGGUGGAUGAUUAGAGGUCUGACCAGACGAGCUCAUAAGGUUUUAGAAUUCUUGGGAACUGAAAAUACAUUGGAAGCGCAGGUUGAACUUAUCUUGGGAGAUUUGGCUGAGGCUUCCAUUCAGCAACAGAUCUACUUGAUUAAAACUCGACCGGAAUCUAGGUCACUAGAUCAUACAAUGUCCAAUCAUCAAUCAAUCUUUGAAAGACGCCUGAAAUAUCACAAUGAUCCACAAGGUUCAUUUGCUCAUAAUCAAUUUGAUUUAGAGAUUGGAAUUGAGUUGUUAGAAGAUGAAUUUAGCUUUGAGAAUUAUUUAGCAUUUCGAGUGGAAGAACAAGUUGAAGUCUCUAUACUAGAGAUUAAGUCGAAGUUAUUAAAUAUUCAGAAUCAGAAUAGGAAACGUAAUCAACUUGGAGUUCGAGAAUUUGAAUUGUAUAUAAGAACAUUAUUAAAUGUUACUGAACGAUUGACUGACAUAGCUAGUCAUUUGAUCAAUGCAUUAAGGAUUGGUGAACCUUCAUCACUUGAACAUGAAGAAGAUAUGUCAGAUGAAGACUUGAAGGGCCAUUUAACUUCUAAUGGGUUAUUUCAAUUCAGUGGCAAUCAAGUAGGAUCUUUGAAGAAUUGUAUUUCUUUUAUACCCCAUGAUCGUCACAAUGAUAUCAUGAACUUGACCUAUGUGAAGCUUUAG